AUGGUACUAUCAAAUGAUGGGACAUUUGAACUGACUUUAGUUGAUCCUUUUAGACAAUGUAAAGGAAAACCUUUAGAGUAUAAACACAUAAUGACACCUGAAGGGAUCUGUGUAAUAGGGGAAGUGGAUCAACACUUCAUUUUGAAUGUAGAAUGCAAAGACAAGGGAGUUUAUGGGAUUAGAGUGAUAGUAGAUGGAUAUACAUUACCAGGAAAGAAGACUUUUAAAAGUAAGUGUAAAGUUUAAGGGUUUACGAAUUCUGAUGGGAAUAUAAAUUGCUUCAAAUUUUAAAGACCAAAGACAGACCCUGAAUCUACAAAUAUAUAUAAGAGGAAUGUAUAUAGACCACCAUGGGAUUUAAAUUAGAAUGAUUAUCGUGAUUAUCCUGGAGGUGCAGGUGAGAUAAUAGUAAAGAUAUAUGAAACCNCUUCAUUCAAAUUCAUUAAACUACUUAAAUUUUCAGCUGCCCAUUACUCUUCUCUCGUACAUGAACAUUAUAAUGAAAAUCUAAGAUAACUAUUUAAUUGUCUAUCAAUUCUAUAAUACAUUAAUUGA
Molecule: messenger RNA, 555 nt
Organism: Paramecium sonneborni
Lineage: Eukaryota; Ciliophora; Oligohymenophorea; Peniculida; Parameciidae
Source: the annotation of a GenBank genome assembly